AUGGCGAGCGCAACGUUCUCCGAUCUGCCGACUGAGCUGAUUGUCAAUGUUUUCGCUUUCAUCCGGCAAAAGAAAGAUCAAGGCAUCGUGUGUCUCGUCAGCCGCUCAUGGCGGGAGCUUAUGGCCCCUAUCUUGUGGGAAAAGCUUGAAUUCAACUUGGGUGAUCACCAAGGCUCUUCCCCUGGCCGCUCUUUGACGACGUUAUUAGAUCCUAACUCUGGGAUCCUCCCACAUGUACGGAAUCUAUGCUUUGCGGACUUUACGGAUGAGGAUGCGGAAAACCGUCUCGAGUCGUUGAUCUUGGCACUUCCACGCGAUAAACUCCGCAUUUUCCAGGCCUAUGGCGACAUGCAGCAUGAGGUUUUCUUGCAAUUGUUGCGAUCGCAGACCAAGCUCGAGAAAUUCUAUGCAGUAACUCCAUUUACCUGCCUUGGCUCGACGAGUGACUAUCAUUAUGCUUCCCGGGAAUACCGCGCGUGGGUUGCAUCGCUGACGCCUGAACUGAAGGAGAUUAGUCUUCUUCUAGAGCGCGAAGAGGAAGACGAGGAAGAAGAGGUCGAGAAGAACCACCGGAAUCUGCAGAGCUUUAUCGACCUCUACCCUAGUCUCGAAAGGCUGAACUUGUCAGCCGAUUGUGACCCUCCGAUCUCAUUACAAGAACUGCUCUCGCUAUCGCCGGAGAGUCGCCUAUUCUCCAAUCUGACAUCGAUCAAAAUGGAGGCAAUGAGCUUGGUACCGGAUGCUUUAUAUCAGUUCUCCCACAACUUCGACGUUACAAGUUUAGAGAAGUUGCAUCUCAAGGACUGCAGCUCGAUGUCGCUGUUCUUCGACAGUCUCUCAGAAUCGUACAUUGAGACACCCGGUAAAUUAAGGGAGUUGUGCAUCCGCCUAGAUAACGGUGUUGAAGACGAAGUGCAGGUCGAGACCACAACAUCCAUUGAAAACUUCCUCAAAGUCUGCUGCGCUAGACUUGAGAAUCUCGAACUACACCUCUCCAACGGCAAACUUGUCGACAAAAGUUGUCUUCUGCCUCACGCUGAAACGCUUCGUAACGUCAUUAUCGAAAAAUCCCAAUACGGAAUUCCGGAUUCUCAGUCGCACUACUACUCGGGAGACGAAGUAGGGGUAAUUUUGAGGGCGUGCACAAAGCUCAGAGGACUGGCCAUCAAUCUGCCACCUAUCGAUCUCGGACAUAUCACAGAGCUCGGGAACGAAUUUCAAUUCAAAGCAAGUGAGCGGGAUUGUGCCGCUUUCAAAGAUGUACUAACAUUUGAAGAGACGCCUUUGAUGGAGGAACGCAGCUUCCGUGCGUCGUGCGAGGCUGCCAUGAAACACUACGGCGAUCAGAUCUUCAGUCACAUGUCGCAGUAUGGUACAGUCCCGAGACUCCUCCUAGUCGAAUCCUUUGACACAGAUGAUUUUGAAGAAGGUAUGCCGAUGGAAGAUUGUUAUUUCUGGCCUUGGUAUAUCCACACGCGCGGAAAUGUUCGAGAUAAUUCGGGCAGCAAUCUAGUAGGUGCAGCGCGCGUUGAGAUGGAGAAGAUAUCGAGGAACUACCCUGGCGACUUCAUCCUCAGGCGCUUCUCUAGCUAA
Molecule: messenger RNA, 1593 nt
Organism: Alternaria triticimaculans
Lineage: Eukaryota; Fungi; Ascomycota; Dothideomycetes; Pleosporales; Pleosporaceae
Exons: 3
Coding region: 1-1593 (530 amino acids)
Molecular function (GO): protein binding
Source: RefSeq, a predicted model, not a curated record